Messenger RNA from Eimeria maxima, 4992 nucleotides. RefSeq lists its product as hypothetical. Lineage: Eukaryota; Apicomplexa; Conoidasida; Eucoccidiorida; Eimeriidae. Gene Ontology annotation, biological process: regulation of transcription by RNA polymerase II. Gene Ontology annotation, molecular function: transcription cis-regulatory region binding. The record is from RefSeq and is a predicted model, not a curated record. The transcript has a single exon. Bases 1 to 4992 code for a protein of 1663 amino acids. Gene Ontology annotation, cellular component: nucleus.
AUGAGUGACUUAUGGGCAUCUAUUGCUGCAGACACCGUGAAGUGCCGCAACAGCCGGGAGCAGCAGCAGCUGCAGCAGCAGCAACAGCAGCAGCAGCAGCAGCUGUUAGAGCCGGGUGCCCUGUGGCCUGGGGGCAGCAGGGUGUGUCCUGCUGCUGCCUUUGCUGCAGCAGAGUGUCUCCUGUUAGCAUACACCUCAAGAGGGCGUCUCUUUCUUUUUCCUUUGUCUUUUCCAGAUAUUCAGCUGCAGCAGCAGCAGCAGCUAAUGCUGCAGCAGCAGCAGCAGCAAGGGGGAUUCACCCUGGGGAGACAGGGAGGACUUGCGCUAGGGACAGUGCCGCUGCAGUUGCUGACAGCAGACUGUCCGUCUCUGCCGGGUCCUGUCUUCUUCCCUGUUUUUUCAGAACAAGCAGCAGCAGCAGCAACUGCAGCAGCAGCUGCUGCUGCAGCAGCAGGAGAGACAGCAGCAGACUCCUGCUGCAGCGCAGGCCUAGGCGUCCUCGGUGUUACUCCUAGUAGGCCUGAUCGUCUUAUGAUUGGUUGGUCCCUUCGUAAGCACUUCCCUGCAGCAGCAGCUGCAGCAGCAGAAGCACCUGAAGCAGCAGCAGUUGCAGCAGCAGCAGCAGCAGCAGCAACUGCAGCAGCAGCAGCAGCAGGAGAUGUAUGGAACGAAGCAGGAGCUACUUUCUCCUUUAGUCUUAGUGAAGUAUGGCGCAUCCCUACAGCACUACGGGGAUCGCUGCAGCAACUCAGCAGCAGCAGCAGCAGCAACAGCAGCAGCAGCAGCAGCAGCAGCGGUGCCAUUGUUAAACGGAAGGAGUCUCCAAUGCCUUCGAUGUUCAAUCCAUCUGCUGCUCUCUUUGGUGCAGCAGACAGCAGCAGCAGCAGCAGCAGCAGCAGCAGCAGCAGCAGCAGCAACAGGUUGCGUCUUCUAUCGGAGCCAGCAUCCUUCUGGGGCUCUGUUGACGGCCACAAGCACUUGCUGCAGUGGCCGUUUGCAGCUAACAGCAGCAGCAGCAACAGCAGCAACAGCAGCAGCAGCAGCAGCAGCAGCAGCAGGAGCAGCAAACACUGUGUUAGCUGCUGCCUAGCAGAGAGCCAAGGAGGUGUUUAUUUUAUAUCUUCUUUCUCUGAUGGUACAGUAACAGCAAUACAUCUAAAUCGUGCUACUCGUAAGAAUAAUAAGCAGCAGCAGCAGCAGCAGCAGCAGCAGCAGCAGCAGCAGCAAUGGCAACAACAACAACAGCAGCAGCAGCAGCAGGUACUAGAAGAAGCAGAUAACUGUUUCUCUAUAGGAGGGGGGCCCCCUCUCCUCUGGCCUCCAGCAGAGCGCAUGCAUGCAUCUGUAUAUUUGUUGCCUACUCCCUCUAGUACUAUAGACCCUCGCCUAUCAUCUGAAUCAGCAGCAGCAGCAGCAGCAGCAGGAGGUGCAGCAGCAGCAGGAGGAGGUAGAGGAGCACCAGGGUGCAGCGGGAAAAAGACAAUAAUUACUGCAUUAUGCAGCAUUAGUAGUCUACUAGUAGGGGGAUUAACAAACAAUGGGGAUUUAUUACUAUGGUGUUUACCAGGGUGUUUAUUGGUGGGGUUUCUCCCUAUGGUGUUACCUUCUGCUGCUGCUGCUGCUUAUAGGGUAUUAUCUGCUGCUGGAGGCAGCAGCAGAGCAGCAUAUGAUAGUUGGUGCUUUGCUGCUGCAUCUACAUGUGGUGUUCUUGCUCUUAUUGAUUGCAGCAAACUAUUAACACCUGCUGCAGCAACUGCAGCAGCUGCAGCAGCAGCAGCUGCUGCUGCUGGUGGUAGUGCAGCAGCAAUUGCAGGGGGGGGUCCAUCUACGACAAGUACUGGAAGAGGAAUGACUGCUGCUGGUGUUGCUGCUGCUGCUGCACCUGCUGCAGCAGGUGCAGCAGCAGCAGCAGCAGAAGCAGGACAAGAAUUAGUAGGGUUUGUAGAGACACCAAUAUCAAUACAUUAUAGAGGUGCAGCAGCAGGAGGUUGUCUCCGUUUGCUGCUGCAGCAUAUACCACGUCCUACUAACCCUCAAGGUAUAUUCUUGCUGCAGAGACACCCCAACUGCAGCAGCAAAUUGCUGCGCAAGGUAGCAGCAGAUCUUCUGUCUGAUUGCUGCUGCGGCAUAACAACUACAACUCUUUUCUUAUGGAAAAUACAAUCAGGUUUGCUGCUAGCAGUUAUACCUUUGCUGCAGUUACCUGGUCUUAUACAACAGCAGCAGCAGCAACAGCAGCAACAGCAGCAGCAACAGCAGCAGCAGCAGCAGCAGCAGCUGUAUCUACCUAAACAAUUCUGUCUCUUUAUACAAAAUCAUAGUCUCUUUGCUUCUUCUCCGCACAUGGAGUUAACUAGAUGGGGUAUAGCUCUUGGUCAUCUGCAGCUACCUACUACCUCUUGCUGCUGCUGCUGCUGCAGCAGCCAACAACAGCAACAGCAGCAACAGCAGAGGGAGCAGCUACAGCAGCAACAGCAGCAGCAAGAGGAAGAGGAGGAUCCAACACCUAUGUUGGGCUCGCAUAUCUUCGCCCCUAAACCUAGAGGAGACAUUACUACUACCAGCCGCUUCCCGCUGCUCAGCAGCAGCAGCAGCAACAGCAGCAGCAACAGCAACAGCAGCAGCACAGGCAAGACAAAUGGAAAUGCAGCAACUAUACAGCACUGUAACGGGCAGCAGCAUCGGCGCGCGGGUGCUGCUGCUAGCUUAACACCGCUGCUGCAGCAAGUAUCUGGGGCAACAGCAGCAGCAGCAGCAGCAGCAGAGACAGCAGCAGAAGCAGAGGCACCAUGUGCUUCCUGUUGCUGCGGUGCAGCACAAUACACCAUAUAUGCAAAUUGUGGUGUCUUAAUGCUGCCCCUAGAUAAUUUGUCAAUGAGCAGCAGCAGCAGCAGCAGCAGCGACAGCAGCAGCAGCAGCAGCAGCAGCAGUUUGCCAUUACAGGCUUUGCUGCUAUCGGGUUUCUUUGCACCCUUUGGGUUUGCUGCUGCAGCAGAUGCUGCGCUGCUGCAGCUAUUCCCUUUUUUGCUGCCUCCUCCUCUUCCUCUCUUCCCUGCCUUAUUAGGGGUAGAGAUGUCUCUUGCUAUUCCUUUGCCUUCCUUAGUAUUAAAGGCAAUGGCAGCAGAUCUGCUGCAGCAGCAGAUUGUUGCUGCUGCAGCAGCAGCAACAGCUGCCCGUCGAGCUGCCCGAGAGGUGCUGCUGCACCAUCAACAGCAAACCCAGCCGGCAGCGGCAGCAGCAACUGCUGACAGCGUCGCACUGGCUGCUGCUGCUGCUGCAGCAGAAGCAGCAGCAGCAGCAACAGAAGGGCUGUUACACUGUCAUGCUGGUUCGCAUGCAUGCGGUGCUGCUCCGCUUCCUGCUGCUACUGCUGCUGCACUAGCUGCGCAUGCAGAUGCAGCAGCAGCAGCUGUUAUAGAAGGUGCAGCAACUGCUGCUGCACCUCCUGUGAGUUGUCGCUUGCUGCGUCGCUGGCAGCAGCAGCUAAAGUGUAAAGCCAACAGCAGCAGCAGAAGCAGCAGCAGCAGCAGCAACAGCAGCAGCGUCGUGGCGUCAACUCUACGUCUUCCUUCUCUCCGCAGUUUAAGCUCUGCUGUCCAACUGACGUAUCCUCCCCCUAGUGCAGCAGCAGCAGCAGCAGCAGCAACACCAACAGCAGCAGGAACAGCAGCAGCAGCAACAGCAGCAGCUGCUGCUGACGAUAGACUGUAUGAGGCCUUAGAUUUGUCUCUUUCUUCUCUUUCUUAUAAACCUAAAGCCCCAACAUCAUGGGCAUCGCAUGCAGCAGCAAUGCGCAGCAGCACGACUGCAGCAGCAGCAGCAACAGCAGCAGAAGAUGCACUGUCGCGAAAGGUUGCUGCUGUUUACAGAAGACGCCAAAGGCAACAACAAUUGCAGCUGCAACAGCAGCAGCAGCAGCAACAGCAGCAGCAGCAGCAGCAGCAGCAGCAGCAGCAGCAGCUGUGGAUGAUUGAGCUGUCUACCUACAGACUGAAGCAAGAAUGCAUUGUGGGGUCCCCAGCUGCUGCCUCCACCGCAGCAGGAGGAGCAGCAGCAAGGACAGCAGCAGCAGCAGAACGCAGGGAUGGUGCGUUACUGCUAGCAGCAGCAACGGGAGGAGGGUCAAAAGGUACAGCAGCAGGAGCAGCAGCAGCAGCAGCAGCAGGAGUGUCGCAUAUAUGCCGCGCUGUCCCUGAGGAGAGAGUUCUAUGGGCAGUAUCUAGAGGAGGAGCUCCUACUGCAGCAGCAACAGGAGCAGCUGCAGCAGCAGCAGGAUCUGCUGCUGCUGCUGCUGCAGCAGCAGCAGGUCUGCUGCAGCAUCAGCAGCUACUGUCCCCUGCUGCACUUGAUGGUCCUUGUUUGCUGCUGCAGCACUCCCCUGUACUUGCUGCUUCUCCCUUCCUUAAGGCUAAAUUUAUCUCCUCCUUCUCUUUGCUGCUGCGCUGCUGCUGGCUGCCGCUGCUGCGUCUCCCUAAUAAGGAGACAGAUGAAUUAGGGACAGCAAUAGAGCAGUGUCUCCUUAAUAGUCUGCAGAGGCUAGGACAGUCUUACCCUACCCUCGUGCAGCAGCAGCAGCAGCAGCAACAGCAACAGCAACAGCAGCAACAGCAACAGCAGCAGCACUUUUUGCUGGUUCCGCAGCAGCAGCAGCAGCUGUUGCUACCUCCGCAGCAGCAGCAGCAGCAGCAAGGAGAGAGAGGAGAGACACCUGUACCUCCUAUUAGUCUCUUUGCUCUUGCUUACUCCUGUCUACCUAGAGGAGACACAGGAGAAGUAUCUGCUGCUGCGCUGCAGCUGCUGCAGUAUGCUAUCUGCUGCAGCAGCUGCACCAACUUGCUGCAGGACAUCGAGGCAGCUCUGCGUCUCCUUUGCUGCGCAGCAGCAUGGGGUAUUGGACCAGCAGCAGCAGCAGCUGCUGCUGCUGCUGCUGCUGCAACGGGAGAAGUCCAUAAGGUAAGCCCUAGAGGGUUUACUGCUAACCCUAAACCCUAG